Molecule: messenger RNA, 1623 nt
Organism: Trypanosoma rangeli
Lineage: Eukaryota; Euglenozoa; Kinetoplastea; Trypanosomatida; Trypanosomatidae
Product: ATP-binding cassette protein subfamily C, member 1
Exons: 1
Coding region: 1-1623 (540 amino acids)
Biological process (GO): transmembrane transport
Cellular component (GO): membrane
Molecular function (GO): ABC-type transporter activity; ATP hydrolysis activity; ATP binding
Source: RefSeq, a predicted model, not a curated record
AUGAGGCGAGGCUCGCGCAACCUGCACCGUCUCAUUCUUCGCUCCGUUACCACCGGCACGGUGCAGUUCUUUGACACCACCCCGCUUGGCCGCAUCGUCAACCGUUUCUCCCGCGACAUUGACCGCCUUGACGAUCAGCUGCAGAUGACGUUUAUUUUCUUUCUGCAGGUUCUGUACGGCAUAUUCUCCUCACUUGCUGUGACCGUCGAGUCACAGCCGUAUGUCCUUGUGGCUUUGCUUCCCACAGUGUUUCUGUACUACAAGUUGAUCUUUUUCUACAGCGUCACCAACCGAGAAAUUCGUCGCGUCGGCAGCAUUGUGAAGGCGCCGAUGGUGUCACUUCUGGGCGAGGUGCUUGUGGGGUCCUCCACCAUCGGCGCCUACGGCUCUACAGCAUCCGUUCUGAGAGAGGCACUGCGACGGAUAGACCGUGUGUAUGCCUCAUCCUUCCUUGAGAACGCGACGAAUCGCUGGUUGGGGGUCCGAGUCGAUUUUUUGGGGAAUGUCAUUGUUGUCAGCAUCGCCCUUCUCGGCGUUGUUGGCACGAUGCUGCGUUUCGGCACACACGACAUUGGUCUUGUGUCGCUCAGCCUCACCAUGGCCCUGGCGUCCACGUCGCAGCUGAAUUGGCUUGCGCGGAUGGUUGGCAGUAUGGAGGCGGAUAUGAACAGCGUCGAGCGCAUUUUGUACUACGUCCACAACAUCGACCACGAGGCGAUGCCUGAGCUUGAUGGGCUGGUCGAGGAGCUGCGGGAGAGGAAGGCCGCGGGCGGCGAUGCCACGGCGACCGUGUUGGUGGAGGCCGUCGGCGAUGGCGGCGAGGCACGGCACCCGGAGGCGGCGGCGGGGUGGCUGGAGCUCCGCGAGGUGGACAUUCGGUACCGUGUGGGGCUGCCGCUCGUGCUGGACAAGGUCAGCUUUCGCAUUGAGCCGCGGCAGAAGGUGGGGAUUGUGGGCCGCACCGGCAGCGGCAAGUCGACGCUGCUGCUCGCGUUCAUGCGGAUGGUGGACAUCUGCGGCGGCGACAUCGUCGUGUCGGGGCGACCGAUCCGCGCGUACGGGCUGCGGGAGUUGCGGCGGCAGUUCUCGAUGAUUCCGCAGGACCCGGUGCUGUUCGGCGGCACGGUGCGCUCGAACCUCGACCCCUUCCUUGAGUCGACGCCGGAGGAGGUGUGGGAUGCGCUGGGGCUGGUGGGGAUGCGGGAGCGUGUGGCGUCGGAGAGCGGCGGCAUCUACAGCCGCGUGCAGGAGGGUGGGUCGAACUACAGCGUGGGCCAGCGGCAGCUGCUGUGCUUGGCGCGUGCGCUGCUGCGGCGGGGCAGCGGCUUUAUUUUGAUGGACGAGGCCACGGCCAACAUCGACCACGCCCUCGACCGGCAGAUCCAGCACACGGUGAUGACGGCCUUCAACUCCCGCACCGUCAUCACCAUCGCCCACCGCCUGCACACGGUGGCGGCGUACGACAAAAUCAUCGUCAUGGACCACGGCAGCGUCGCGGAGACGGGCUCCCCGCGCGAACUUGUGUCGGACCCGUCGUCGAUGUUUUUUGGGCUUGUGGCGGCGCUGGGGAAGCAGGGGGUCGCUGGAUUUAUGGCGAGAGUGGGGCUUGCGGCGGCCCCAUGA